AUGGGGUUCGUCUUCUCUCCUGGUGUAACGGCCAAGAAGGCCGCGGGUUACUCGUCGGCAGUACAGAAAUUCUCCCAGACUUUGCAGUCCUUUCAAUUUGACUUUAUUGGUGACACGCUAACAGAUGAUGAGAUUAAUAUCGCUGAAUCCUUUAAGGAGUUUGCAGAGUUGCUCCAAGAGGUAGAACUUGAGAGAUCAAUGAUGGUGCAAAACGCUAGUGAUUUGCUGAUCAAACCUUUGGAAAAUUUUCGGAAGGAGCAAAUAGGGUUCACCAAGGAAAGGAAGAAGAAGUUUGAGAAGGACGGUGAGAAGUUUUAUUCCAUGUUGGAUCGCCAUUUGCAUUUGUCUUCUAAAAAGAAGGAAUCCCAACUACAAGAGGCUGACCUCCAGGUUGACAAAGAGAGACACAAUUUCUUUGAGUCCUCCCUUGAGUAUGUGUACCAGAUCCAGGAAGUACAAGAAAGCAAGAAAUUCAGUAUUGUUGAGCCGGUGUUGGCUUUUCUCCACAGCCUCUUUACUUAUAACAACCUGACAGUUGAACUCACACAGGAUUUCCUUCCUUAUAAACAGCAGCUUCAGCUCAGCCUGCAGAAUACAAGGAAUCACUUUUCCAGCACACGAGAGGAGUUGGAAGACCUGAAGAAAAGGAUGAAAGAAGCCCCCCUAACCUGCAAACUGCCUGGGCAGCCAACCAUAGAGGGUUAUCUGUACACUCAAGAGAAAUGGGCAUUGGGCAUCUCUUGGGUGAAAUAUUAUUGCCAAUACGAAAAAGAGGCAAAAACUUUAAGGAUGACCCCCAUGGACCAGAAGCCUGGAGCUAAGCAAGGCACCUUAGACUUGACAUUGAAAUCCUGUGUAAGGAGAAAGACUGAUUCUAUAGACAAAAGGUUUUGUUUUGACAUUGAAACUAAUGAAAGAUCUGGUACCAUCACAUUGCAAGCACUUUCCGAAGCUAAUCGAAGGCUAUGGAUGGAAGCUAUGGAUGGAAAAGAGCCAAUCUACCACAGUCCCAUCACGAAACAGGAGGAAAUGGAGUUGAACGAGGUUGGCUUCAAGUUUGUAAGGAAGUGCAUCAACGCAGUAGAAACGAAAGGGAUUACUACAGAGGGUGUCUACCGAACUGUUGGCAGCAAUAUUCAGGUGCAGAAGUUGCUGAAUGCCUUUUUUGAUCCAAAAUGUCCAGGGGAUGUAGAUCUCCAAAGCGGUGACUGGGACAUCAAGACAAUUACCAGCUCACUGAAGUUUUAUCUCAGGAACCUGUCUGAGCCCGUCAUGACAUACAAACUCCACAAGGAGCUGGUCUUGGCUGCCAAAUCUGAGAACCUGGAUUACAGGCUGGGAGCCAUUCAUGCUCUGGUCUAUAAACUACCUGACAAAAACAGAGAGAUGUUAGAGCUCCUCAUACGACACCUAGUCAACAUAUGUGAGCACAGCCGAGAGAAUCUGAUGUCACCAUCUAACAUGGGGGUGAUAUUUGGACCUACCCUCAUGCGAGCACAGGAGGACACCGUAGCAGCAAUGAUGAACAUCAAGUUCCAGAACAUUGUAGUUGAGAUCCUCAUCGAACAUUUUGCAAAGAUCUACUCUGGUCCCCCAGAAGACAACACUGCUCCACCGGUCCCUCCUCCAAGAGUGACUGCCCGGAGACACAAACCGAUCACCAUUUCCAAACGUCCUUUGAGGGAAAGGCCUGUCUUUUUUGGUGCUUCUGUGGGAGAAAGUGAAGGUCAGUUCAGCUCUUCACUGACCUCCUAUCCAUCUCUCAUCCCACCUAUUUUUCUUACCACCUUUCCAGGAGCGAUGGAAAGCAGUAAUAGCAGCACUGCAUUUCCAAGGACAUGAACACGUCAGGCAAGCCAGCUGGAGCAGCGUGCCGAGGGCGACGUGGGCAAGCUGGUGUCCCGGCUGCAGGACACGGGGACGAAGCUGGCCGGCAGGUCUGCCAACGGGGUGGUGUCUGGCCCUGCUCUGAAGACCUCCACGCUCCAUGCCAAGCGGCCGGCGCCUCGGCCUGUGAUUUACGGCAGGGAGGGUGAGUGUGACGGUGUUCCCAAACCACGAUCUCAUGGUGAUAAGCCUGUGAUAACACGUCCCCCAGUCAGACCUCCAGACCCACCGUGCAGAACUCCUGUCCUUCAGAAGCUGGAGCAGAAGCCAGAUCUGAUAGCAGGAGCAGCAGAGGAAAUGCCUUCUUCUGUAGUGGCCUCAAGGACAAAGUUCUUUGAGACAGCUUCCCGAAGAACCAGCAAUUCUUCAUCACCACAAGGCAGGCUCCCAGGUGAUGACAGCUGAGGUUAAAGACUUUUUAACCACCGAAGCCCGGCUGGACCCAGGAGAUUUUCUGUGCUUGUGAAAUGGACAUCUCACAGCUAAGAUUUUUCCCAGUUCGUAUGACCCUGGAGAGCAGCUGUCUUACCGGACGAUAGUUUCAGAGCAUGCUGUCUUAAGUGGCUCAAGAAAUUAGAAGAGAGGGAAAUAAAAAUGGAGAGAAGACCCUACCUACUUGUUUGCUUUGAAUCGUUCACAGUCCUUCCAUCAUUCUUCUCUACACAGGCCAUGUGUAAAGAUGCUCGUUGUUUGCCCGCCCAGGUGACCAGCAGGAUUUGCACUGUUGGGUGAAAGCCAGCAGAGGACAUCCGAUGAGGCAUGGAAGGGACAGCAGAGGACGAGAGCAGCUAUUUACCUGUUCACUUUCUGUGAAAUCUGCCUUGGCAAGGGGGAUCUUGCAGAGACACUGCAGUCGAAAUGCAAGGAACUGAUUCCCAGUGCUUGGGUGCAGGGACAGAACGGACUGAAGUUUGAGCUGGCCCUCCUUGUCAUGAGAAGCUCCUUCCAAUAUGUUACCUUUUCCUUGCUAAGUAAGCUAUAAUGUGUUUUUCAAUGUUUGAGUAGUAUGUAUUACUGAAAAUACUGCUUGUACUAAGGCAGGCAGGAGAGGAAUUGGGGGAAUGGGGGAUGGGAUUGUCAUGCUGAGCUUUAUGGGAAUUCUCUUUGCCUCGUUACUUCAUCAGCAUGCCUCUGUACUGAGAAACAGAUAUCCUGUGUGGUGGGAAACACA
Struthio camelus australis is the source of this 3058-nucleotide messenger RNA. The record is from RefSeq and is a predicted model, not a curated record. Lineage: Eukaryota; Metazoa; Chordata; Aves; Struthioniformes; Struthionidae.